GAACAACCUCAGAGGGUUAGCGCGAGGCACAGGUGUGCGUGCUCUGCGUUUGCAGAAUAACAGGUCCAUUUUUAUUCUUAAAUGUUAAUUAUUAAUAUGAAAACCUCAAGUGAAAGAGGCUAUAAGAGGAAGAGGAAGAGGAGGAGGAGCGCUGCUGGUUGACUCGGUCACUAUCCUCCACUGGUCAGUCAGUCUCAGGCAGCUUCAGCCUCGCUUCUGGACUGGAGAUGGGUCAGCAGGGGCAGAGAUGGUCAGUGUGGAUCUUAUUAUUGGGAUUAUCUGUGUGUGUCAGCGGGAUAACACGACAGGAUCUUCUUCCGUUCGGGAGACACGCAGGAGACCGGUCUCUGGAGGAAGGCAACGACGAGACUCAGGAGAUCAGGCUGGAGACACCCCUCACUUUCUACGACCGACAGUUCCACCAGAUUUACAUCAACACCAAUGGGUUUGUUGCCCUGGAGAAGCCCACAGGAGAAUGGGAGUAUCUGGGCAACAUGCCGGCCAGUUUUGGGAUGAUCGCUGCUCUUCUGGGCGACCUGGACACCAGCGACGGAGAAGGAAAGGUGUUCUUCCGCCAGGACUCCAGUCCGGCUCUUCUACAGCGGGCGGCCGAUCACAUCAACAGAGCUUUUCCUGAGGAGGACACGGUGAACCCCGUCAGCGCUGUGGUGGUCACAUGGGUGGAUGUGGCGUCUCAUCAGACUGAGAGCAGAGGAGACGGACUAGAGCACACGGGAAGACGAAAUACGUUUCAGCUGGUCCUGGCUUCUCUGGAGACGAGGUCCUUUGCGAUUCUUCUUUACCCGAGAGAAGCGAUGCAGUUCCAGAGCACCAGCAGCUACACGAUGCACGCCGGCUUCAGUAAAGGACAGGAGACACACUUUUACUUUUCUAAGAAGCAAGGACCAUACUAUCGCAUCACAGACGACACCGAGACGUCUGUCAAGAAAUUAGCCGAGCAGACUAACUCUGGGAAGCGUGGCGUGUGGGUGUAUGAAAUUGGGAGGUUCCCUCACUUCACAGACGUCGCUCCUGGAGAAGUGCCGGAUUUACCUUUGCACAGGAGCACAGGAAGCCACCGCCAUCAACGCCCGCUGUAUCCUGACCUCGUUCACCGUCGUCCAGAACACCCUCCACCCAUCCAGCUGCACACGGUUCGGUUCAGGCCUGAUCGACUCGCGGUCGUGCAAAUCGAAAAUGAAGACAACAUCGAGGAUUACGUAUUUACAUACAACUCUGGUGAAUGUGGCAGACAGAGAUGCUCCAGAUUUGGUGAAUGCAGGAAUUAUCCGAGGGGACGAUGCUGCCAGUGUCGGCCUGGAUUCAACGGCAAUGGAGUUCAGUGUGUACCUGAUGGUGUUCCUCAGAGGAUGAAUGGUAAAGUGAGAGGCAGGGUGUUUGUGGGAAACUCUCCGGUGGACUUCACCAGCGUCGAUCUCCACUCGUAUGUGGUGGUGAAUGAAGGCAGAGCGUAUGUGGCCAUGAGCGCCAUUCCAGCAAACGUGGGCUUCUCUCUGCUGCCGCUGUGGUCCAUCGGAGGAAUCAUCGGCUGGACGUUUGCACUUCCGCAGCCGGGCUUCAAGAACGGCUUCAGCAUCGUCGGCGGAGAGUUCAGACGUGAGGCUGAGCUGAUCUUCCAGCCGGACGGGGAGCGCUUGAUCAUCUCUCAAGAGUUCAAAGGCAUUGAUGAGCACAACCACCUGAUGGUGGACACCAGACUUGAAGGAAUAAUUCCUGAGGUUCCUCAGGGAGCCACAGUUCAGAUCGACCCCUACACAGAGAUCUACCAGUACAGCACCAACUUAAUCACCUCUUCAUCCACACGGGAGUAUGUGAUCAGUCUAACGAACGGUUUGACCCGAAGACGAAGCUACACAUUCAGAGAGACCAUCACGUUUCAGGGCUGCCAGCACGAUGAAGCUUUCAGAGCCGUGCCAUCCACACAGAUGCUCAGCGUCAACCAAGUGUUCGUCAUGUAUGAUCGCGGUGAACAGCUCAUGCGUUACUCCAUGUUUAACAAGAUUGGAGACGGUGGACAAGUGGAAGAAAACGCCUGCUUCACUGGCAGACACGGCUGCGACACGAACGCCGUCUGCAGACCCGGACGAGGAAACCAGUUCACAUGUGAAUGUGUCGGCGGCUUUAAUGGAGACGGACGCACUUGCUAUGACAUCGAUGAGUGCAGGGAAACGCCUCAGAUCUGCGGCUCGAACGCUGUCUGCAGUAAUCACCCGGGAACGUAUCGCUGCGAGUGUCGGGACGGAUUCCAGUUCGCCAGCGACGGACAGACGUGUGUUGAGGUGCAGCGUCCCGUGGACCCGUGUCGCGUUGGCACUCAUGACUGUGACGUCCCUGAGCGCGCUCGCUGCACGUACACCGGAGGAUCGUCCUACAUCUGCACCUGUCUGCCGGGAUUCAUGGGAGAUGGACACAGCUGUCUGGACAUAGACGAGUGUCGGGUGAAUCAGUGUCAUCAAAAUGCGGUCUGCUUCAACGCACCUGGAUCUUUCACCUGUCAGUGUAACUCUGGUUUCCAUGGCGACGGUUUCCACUGCUCCAGAGAACGUGAGAAGACGCGCUGCCAGCUGCAUAGAGAGAGCGUUCUGGGCGUUCCCCGCGGGCCCCGUCCUGUGCCCGGUCCGUAUGUGCCGACGUGUGACGCCCAGGGCGAGUACGACCCCAUUCAGUGUCACGCCAGCAUUAGACAGUGCUGGUGCGUGGACCGUGAUGGCCAGGAGAUCUUUGGGACACGAACGGGAUCCGGACGCCUUCCUGACUGUCAUAAUGUGCCCGGUCCGAUUAGACCAACACCUGAUCCUAACGUUAGUCCUUUGCCUCCUGGCAGUCACAUCCUGUUCGCACAGAGCGGGAAGAUUGAGUACAUUCCUCUGGAAGGUCACAACCUGAAGAAGAACAAAGCCAAGACUGCGCUGCACCUCCCGGAGAAAGUGGUGAUUGCAAUUGCUUUUGACUGUGUGGAGAAGAUGGUGUAUUGGACAGACAUCAGCACACCUGCCAUUAGCAAAGCUAGUCUACAAAGUGGAGAACCUGUCCACAUCAUUAAAUCAGAUCUCAGCAGUCCUGAAGGCAUCGCUAUUGACCAUCUGGGCAGAAACGUGUUCUGGACAGACUCCAUGAUGGACAGAAUUGAAGUUUCCUCAUUAGACGGAUCCCAUCGCCGUGUCUUGAUUAACAAAGACCUGGUUAACCCCAGAGCCAUCCUAACCGAUCCCACCAAUGGCUACAUCUACUGGGCCGACUGGAACAGGGACGCCCCCAAAAUUGAGAUGGCUUACAUGGACGGCACAAAUCGAAGAGUCCUGGCCAAGGUGGAUUUGGGCCUCCCCAACGGUUUGACUUACAAUCCUCAGACGUCUCUGCUGUGCUGGGCGGAUGCUGGUACACAUAAAGUGGAGUGCAUGAAUCCACAGCAGGGCCGUCGGAUGCAGCUCAUGGAGGGAAUUCAGUAUCCCUUCGGAAUGACUACUGAUGGAAGGAACCUCUACUACACGGACUGGACAAGGCGUGCUGUAGUUGUAGUCGAUCGACAUGCGAGGCGAGAGGUGGACGAGUUCCAGCCGCAGAAACGAACACGUCCGUACGGGAUCACCACAGCACACGCUCACUGCCCUCAUGGUCAGAACUACUGCUCGAAUGAUAAUGGCGGCUGCACUCACUUCUGUCUGGCGAGACCUGCUGGGCGCUCGUGCAGGUGUCCGAGCAACGCUGUGGGACUGGGCUGUGUGGAGCGCGAAGGCUGAAGCUGAAGAUCCAGGGAUGAACGAUAUGACAGUCCCAUCUGAAUGCUUCUGUCUGAAAGAUGCAAUAAAGCCAAACUCAGUAUUAAAUAUUUUUAAAUGCAUCCGUGCCUUAAAUAUGAUCACGGUGCAAUUAAAUGUUAAUGAGGUCAUUGUGAAUAUACAUUCAUAUCUUUUCAAACUAUUUUUUAGCAAAACUAACCCCGAUACUGAGAGCAUCCUUUUUUAAAGAUAAAGAAACCUGACAUAAAUCAAUGUUUACAUAUUCAUCUUCUCAAUAAAAUCAUAUUUUGUUUA
Carassius gibelio (silver crucian carp) is the source of this 4055-nucleotide messenger RNA. Its product is annotated as nidogen-1. Gene Ontology annotation, biological process: cell-matrix adhesion. The coding region runs from base 228 to 3761 and encodes 1177 amino acids. The transcript is spliced from 20 exons. NCBI's taxonomy places the organism in Eukaryota, Metazoa, Chordata, Actinopteri, Cypriniformes, Cyprinidae. The record is from RefSeq and is a predicted model, not a curated record. Gene Ontology annotation, molecular function: calcium ion binding.